Molecule: messenger RNA, 1971 nt
Organism: Lachancea fermentati
Lineage: Eukaryota; Fungi; Ascomycota; Saccharomycetes; Saccharomycetales; Saccharomycetaceae
Source: the annotation of a GenBank genome assembly
AUGAGGUCUGUCAACGGCAGUGGGCUCGAUGAGCUAGCUUAUCUGAAUCAGUCCAAUGCGACAUUGAUCGAUAGCAGUGUGGUGUUUUCGUCAGCGAUCAACUAUCCAUAUCAAAUAGCGCGCUCACUUUAUUCCGCAAUCGCAAGCCAGUACAAAGAGUACGAAAUGGGUACAAGGGCAGAUUCCAUGGCACUCAAUACCUCAACUUUCGUAGAGUCGGUUGGGUACUUCUUCAGCAACUACGCCGUGGGGUGUUUUGUGACCGCGUUAGUGCUCAACCGGAUUGUGGCCAUGGCGUCGCUGCGCGCGAACGCGCAACGCGUGGAUCUGCCGCUUUGGUCCAAAUUUCUAUUCCAUGCGGUUGCGAUCGCAUUGCUUGUGUAUAACGUGUGCAUUACGCUUGGGCAGCUUGGCAUAAUGCCUGCGCAGGCAACGGCGGCCAGCGAUAUCGAUAGCUACCUAGCACAAACCUACACGAUAAUAUGUUUGUCGCAUUGCAUAGAGACAUUUAUUACAACGACUACAAACUCCAAACCCAUGGAGGAAUUCGAUUACACAAUAUUCGAGCUCUCGAUCCAAUUCUAUUCGCUUUCGCGUAACUCGCCCGCGCUUGCCGAGUACGCUCCGGAUUGUCUCAUGGCACUAUUUGGAAGACUUAUUAUCCACUUCGUAGAGCUCACCAAUCGACGCAAUCGCCGGUUGAUGCUCUCUACUGUACUAAACUGUGGGUACCUAUUUUACAUGUUCCGCAGCAUGUAUUUCUUCGGACUGGAUGCCAUGCCUCUCACCAGCCGGUAUCGGCACUUCCCGAAGCUCUUCUCGCUCUUCUGCAUCCUCGUAUCGCUUGCGUGCUACCUGCUUGCUUGCAUUGCGAGACUCAACCCUUUUUCCUCUUCGGGAACCACCUCAGACACAUCACAAUUGCAAUGCCAAUCGUUUAUGAACAAUUGGUAUGCAAACUUGAACUGCACGGGCGAAGAAGAAUUCACAACGACGCUGAUAAAGUUGGCAAUACUUGUUUGCAACCCAGAACAAUCUCGUAAGCACGGCAUUCACAGAGAGUUUCCAGAAUUGAACAGUCCUGCAGAUAUUCACAAAUCGUUCUUUGUUAGUGGGUACAUGCAGAAAUGGUCUACUAUGCCCGAUGAUUCAAAUAAUGCUUCGCAUCAAGUCAUCGAGCGCUCUGUGUGGCAGAAAAGGGUUCUUGCAUACAAGGAACUGACCGCAGCCUUUGCCUUUAGGAUAAAAUGCUUCUUUAAGGGUGCGGGCAACGUAAAAGUCCCACAAUCAUCUACUGUGCAGCAAAGGAAAAACUACAAUGAUUACGUUACUGAAAAGAACUACGUCAAAUUUCUAACUGCGGGCGCUGACGACAGCAAUUGUGGUUCGCGCUACUUACUUCCUGAGGAAGAUUUUUCCGGAGACUAUUUGCCAAGCGAAGAUGAUGAGGAGAAUUAUGACGACCAGGAUUACGAAUAUGCUGAACGUCAUGAUGAAGAUGACGAUGACAGAGACAAUGAGUUUACCGAAAAAGAUGGCAGUAUCAACGCAGAAUUGGCCUGUACGGAGGCCCUUUCAGACUUGAUUAUCGCAUCUGCACCGAGCUCGGCCCAAGAAACACCCUCAGACCUGAGUUGGUUUCUGUCCGUGUGGACAAUACUCAAAUGCAAGUUCCAGGAGAACAAACGUCUCACAAGGUCGCAGUAUUCCAAGCUGAACGAGCCUGCAAUCCUGCGAGAAGUUAUGAUAGAAAGAUUGUUAACUUCAGCACAACCAGCAUCAUCAGAUAGCAGUGGAAUUGAUCUUGCGUGUGUUGUUUGUAAAACUAAUCCAAGAAACAUUGUGCUAUGGCCUUGCAGAUGCUUCGCGUUGUGUGAAGAAUGCAGGGUAUCAUUAGGUCUACGGGGGUUUAAGACAUGCAUAUGCUGUAGGUCUCCUGUGAAUGGUUAUAGCAAGUUAAAUGCUGUAUAA